Molecule: messenger RNA, 1931 nt
Organism: Nicotiana tabacum (common tobacco)
Lineage: Eukaryota; Viridiplantae; Streptophyta; Magnoliopsida; Solanales; Solanaceae
Molecular function (GO): protein binding
Source: RefSeq, a predicted model, not a curated record
CAAUCGCACUAGGUUGCACAGACUUUCCAUAAAAUCGCUGGUGAGAAUAAAAAACCCUCUCCGAAGGCAAGUUAAAAUCCCCCAAUCUUGUUCACCGCCUCCUCCAUUUUCAGAGUCGAAUCAAAUGGACUGACUCACUUAUCAACCCCCCCAAAAACAGUUGCUCUCACUUAUUAUUGCCAACUCCAAAACCCACUCCCAAAAAAAUUCUCCCUCUCCCCGCUAAAUUGCGCCGAUGGAGAACUACUCCUACACCUCUUACCCUGAAUCCGGUGAUUCCUCUCCCCGUUCCCGUGAAAUCGAUUUCGAUAACACUGCCUCAUGGGAAGAUCCAAAUCAAAUCCCUAAUUACAAGGUCAAAUUCAUGUGCAGCUAUGGCGGUAAAAUUCACCCUAGGCCUCAUGAUAAUCAGCUUGCUUACAUCGGCGGCGAAACCAAAAUACUCUCCGUUGAUCGGAAUACAAAGUUUCCUCAGAUUAUUUCUAAGCUUGCUGCUAUUUGUGAUUCCGAUACUGUGUCGUUUAAGUACCAGCUUCCAGGUGAGGACCUUGAUGCCUUGAUUUCGGUUACUAAUGAUGAUGAUCUCGAACACAUGAUGCAUGAGUAUGAUCGUCUUUAUAGAGCUUCGCCUAAACCAGCUAGGUUGAGGUUGUUUCUAUUUCCGGCGAAUCCGCCGUCGAGCGUCGGAAGUGGAGUGCCUCAGAGUCGGAGUUUUGGUUCUGAGGAUUCAAAAUCGGAGAAGGAGAGGUUUGUUGAUGCGUUGAAUUCCGGCCCGAUUCAUGCGUCUCCGGCGGCGGGAGCUGUUGCAUCGCCGUCUGGAAGCGCGGAUUUUCUGUUUGGUUCCGAGAAGGGAAUGGUACCUCCACAUGUCAAACUAAGAGAUCCGAACGUUGAGCAAGUUGUUAAGGAACCGGAGAUUCCGGUUCAUGUUGUGGAUGAUAGGAUGAUCGGGACUGAUCCGAUCCAGAAACACAUUCAGGAUCUGCAGAGGUUACAUCUAGAAGAGCAACAAAAUAUGUAUCGUCGGAAAAGCGACGAUAAUCUGGCAGCGGCGUUCGCCGGAGGUCAUGACUAUUAUGUUCAAAAGGUACCGGAGAAAAUAGCUCCUGCGGCAACCGUGCCAGGAACAGUACCUGCACAGGUAGGAUAUUGGCAGGAAAAGCAAGUCCCUGGAGGAGUACAUCCGGCGAGCAGUCUCGGUACGGAACAGCCGGUGUACAUGAUUCAAGCACCCGCUGGAGCAUAUCACCCGCACCAGCACCAGCACCAGCACCAGCACCCGCAAUUUGUGAGGCCAAUGGCUGGACCGCCGGGUCAAGGUUACUACGCCGUUCAGAGGAUGCCACAGCAGGAGCCUUAUAGGGAUCAUCAGCCAGUUUACAAUGUAAUGCCCAGUGUACCACAAGCGGUGCCGACAGUACCAGCAACUCUGCCAUCUCAGGGAGGACCAAAAGUGGCUGGAUAUUCCGAAGGAUAUGGGAUGGUGAGACCAGCAACUGCAAUGGGAGUUGGAGUAGCAGAUGCAGGCGGGUACACGCAGAUGGCCUACGACGGCGGAGUAGGGAGACAGAUGUACUAUCCUCCACAAGGUGGCGUCAUGGCUCCACCACCACAACAACCUCAGUACCAAGCAAUGCCGCCGCCGCAAGCGGUGGUUAGCUCCGAUAUGAGAACUCAAGAAGCUGCUAAGGCCUGUCCUGUCAAGGCUACGCAAGCAUCAGUGUAAUUCUUGAAGCUGUUUAAUUAAGGUAUAUGAAUGUCUUGAACUUUUAUAUGAAACUUAGUAGCAAACUAAUAAAAUAAAAGUACUAGUAGGGUAUGAGUUUAUAAUAUUACCUCUUAUUUCUGUUCGUGUUGAGAAGAUUAUGUGCCAUGUUGUGUACAUUUUGAGUGGAAAAUGAGUUUCAUUAUUGCAUUUAUUUCUGUAUCAA